Oryzias melastigma (Indian medaka) is the source of this 4205-nucleotide messenger RNA. RefSeq names its product desmoglein 2 like (gene dsg2l). Gene Ontology annotation, cellular component: desmosome; plasma membrane. The transcript has 14 exons. Bases 770 to 4006 code for a protein of 1078 amino acids. NCBI's taxonomy places the organism in Eukaryota, Metazoa, Chordata, Actinopteri, Beloniformes, Adrianichthyidae. Gene Ontology annotation, molecular function: calcium ion binding. Gene Ontology annotation, biological process: homophilic cell-cell adhesion. The record is from RefSeq and is a predicted model, not a curated record.
UUAAUACGGAGAAUAAUUGUUUUAUUUGUAAAGUAAAUUAAGGUUUUUUUUUAAUUUCAUGGAGAAAGAAAAAAUGAAUUAUGGGAAAAAAGAUACUUAACCCUUUCACACAUGAGGCAUCAUUGGUGACACUUAAACACAAUUUUUUUUAAAAAUCAAAAAUAAUGAAAAUCUACUGAAAUUCUCGUGUUAACGGUUGACAAGUUACAGUAAAUCAAAGAACAUAAACACUGAGUUAAAGGGCUAAACAACAUUUUAAUAUCUAAAUGUCUGAAUUAUGGUGAUAUAUGGAGACAAUAUCUAAGAAAAAGUCAGCUAAAAAGAAUAAUAAUAGUCAGGGUGGGUGUGGGCCUGCCCUCCACUGAAACUUUGGUUAGUUACGCCCCUGCUUCCCUCUCCAGCGCCUCAGGCACAAAAGUGACCAAACUGGACUCCAGAGCUGACCGUUCUGGAUAAAAGCCCGUUUCAAUCCACCUGUCGUCUUUACACAUUCUUUAAGCUUCUUUUGCGGACAACAAUGUUUAGAUAGAAUCGGUAUGUAAAGUGCCGUCAGCAAAGCCUCUUUCUCUGUGCGUUAUCAGCGCAAAGAGGGCCCGCCCCGUUAUAAAGCAACUCCCUGGAUCACGCCUGGGUCGAAGUCUGUCCUCAACUAACAAUAGACACCAGAGGAAGUCGGUCUGACUUUCUAUUAUUUAUUUGUUUUACGCGAGGAAAAGUACUUUUUUAAAAUUUGUAUAAAGUUUUUUUUUUUUUUUUUUUUAAUCUCCAAAUGUCUCUCCUGCUGAAAUCCAGCCUUUUGGCGCUGCUGGCUCUCCUCCUCACUCUGCAGCUUGUUCCUGUGGGGGCUAACUGGAUUAUAGCCCCCAGAAAGAUUGUUGAAAACCAGGACUACACCACAUAUGACUACAUUGCAAGAAUUCGUUCCGAUAAGGAAAACUUUACAAGCAUCAGAUAUUCCUUACGUGGGGAAGGUUAUGACGAAUCCCCCUUUGGUGUGUUCAGCAUUGAAGAGAAGUCUGGCAACGUGAGAAUUCUUCAGAUCCUGGACAGAGAGCAGUUCAACAAGUACAAUUUGAAAGGUGUGGCAAAAUACCUGAACGGGAGCCGCGCUGAAGUCGACAUCGACCUUGUGAUUAAAGUUGAGGAUGAGAACGACUGUAAACCGGUCAUUGAAAUGCAGCAAGUGGGAUACGUCAAGGAAUCCAGUGCAGCGGGCACUAUUGUCAUGAUUGUCAAGGCUACUGAUGCUGACGAAACAGGGACACCCGCCUCACAAAUUUUCUACAGAAUAGAUCAAUCAAGCAACGCAGCCGGGAUGUUCUCCAUCAACUCCGUGACUGGGGAGAUCUUUGUUCAACGGAACAGACUUGACAGAGAGAUGCAAGACACAUACAAGUUGAUUAUCAUUGCCUCUGACCUUAACGGCGCAGCAGGAGGCAACUCAGGAACCGGAGAAAUUGAGAUUAAACUUUUGGACAUAAACGACAACGUUCCUACGCUGGAGAGAGAAUCGUAUGAGGGAUUUAUCAAAGAGAACACCAUAGGCAUGGAGGUCAUGAGGAUAAAAGCUGUUGACAUGGAUCUGGUGAACACGGAAAACUGGCUGGCUGCCUUCGAAAUAGUUUCGGGGAACGAAGGCGGUUAUCUCAGCAUCACAACUGAUGCUGCGACCAAUGAGGGAGUCAUCACUGUUGUCAAGGCUAUUGACUAUGAGGAAUUGAAGACAUUAAAUCUGGCUGUGAGGCUCUCCAACAAGGCGGAGUACAACUUUGGCGCCUCCGGCGGCUCGGCAGGGUCGUCGUCGUCUAAAACCUACCCCAUCAAGAUAAAUGUGGAGAACGUAAAAGAGGGCCCCCGCUUUCAGCCAAACGUCAAGGUGGUGGCGGUGUCCGAGGCGGCUGGAUCCAGCAUGAACCAAGUCAUUGCCACUUACACCGCUAUUGACAGCGACACGCUGAAGACCGCCACCAACGUCAGGUAUGUUAAGCUCGACGAUGAAGACAACUGGAUCUUUAUUGACGAAAAAACGGCUGAAAUCCGUCUGACUAAACUGCCGGAUAGAGAGUCCAAGUUCUUGAUCAACGGAACAUAUUAUGCCAAAAUUUUAUGCAUCACCAACGACGCACCAUCCUUCACUGCGACGGGAACUGUAGCCAUCCAAGUGGAAGACUUCAACGAUCACUGUCCCCAACUCACCUCCACCAGUCAGACCUUGUGCUACGAAGACAACGUCAUCUUCGUCACGGCUGAAGACAAAGACGAGUUCCCAAAUUCUGCACCGUUUGACUUCACUGUGAUUUCUGAUAGCACGGAUCAGAAGUGGACGAUAGAACCUCUUAAUGGAACUUCAGUCAUCCUGCGAGAUCAGGCUCAUCUGUGGCCAGGCAUCUACAAAGUGGCAGUGCAAGUCAAGGACCAGCAGGGAAAGUCUUGCGAUGACUUGCAGACAAUAGAUCUGACCGUGUGCACGUGCCUGCAGGGCUUCAAGACCUGCACGGCCCGCAGUUCCAAAUCUGUUGUUUUUGGGGCCGCUGGUGUCCUGCUCAUGCUGCUGGGACUGCUGCUGCUGCUGCUGUUGCCUCUUCUGCUGUUGUUCUGCCUGUGUGGAAGUGCAGCGAGGGAUUUCAAGGCUCUUCCCUUCGAUACAAAAGAACACUUGAUGCAGUAUUCUACUGAAGGACAGGGUGAAGACAAGGGUAUUCCCUAUGUGCCAAUAUCUAUAGAAAGUGGUGAUAUCCAACUGGGUGUAAAGGACAUAAAUACUUAUGGCGGACAGGGAUAUCUGCAAGGUGGAGGAUCAACUUUGGGCGGUGCUGUAAAUAUGUCCACCUUAACUGCCGAAAACAAGCAUCUUUACAGCCAGUAUGGGCAGUCUUUUGUGCACGAUCAGACAGACUUCAUGAGCUCUGGCAUGACAGGACAAGAGAUGGGCUUCUCCAGUUACAGAGGAGGAGCCUUCGAUGGGAUAGCUCUGUCUGAUCGUUUCUUGGAGGAAUACUACGUCACGAAAUCUAACAACGCCUCCCAGCAGUUACAGGUGAAUGACCAGUCCCUGAUCUACGACUAUGAAGGUCGAGGGUCACAGGCAGGUUCCGUUGGCUGCUGCAGCCUCCUUGAAAACGAAAACGAUCUUGAGUUUCUCAAUGACUUGGGGCCUAAGUUCAAAACCCUGGCCGAAAUUUGCCUAGGAUCCACCCUGGUGACCGAGUCUGUGAAUGCAGGAGUUUCUGUCCCACCCGUCCGACCGGUGACUCCCGUCAGGCCUCCCGCCUCGACCCACGAGCACAUCCACACACACUCGGAGACGGUCAGGGAUCACGCCGACUCCCUCAGGACCUCCAAUGUGGCCUCUGGCUCCUCCACCGUGCUCCAGGAGGAACGGUUCUCUGAGAGAGUGCAGAGUUCAGCCCCAAAAGUGCACGUCCAAGAUAACAUAGUCAUUCCCAACCAGACGCUGUACAUUCAGCAACCUGCCAUUUACUAUACUGCCACACCAAUGUAUGUAGUUGAGCCCAACCCCCAAAUGGUGCUGGUGUCAGGGGGUACCCAGCAGGCAAUGGGACAGGUGAGUCAGGUUGGGUUGAGUCAGGGCAUAAUGCAGGUUGGCAGCAUCCAAGGAUCUCAGGGUGUGGUUCUUGUUGACGGGCAGUUGGGAGCGGGUGGGGCUACAGGACAGUUGGCACAAGGCGGGUCACAGGAAACCCUGUCCAGGUCCCAAACCACCUCCAGGUCCCAACAAGUGUAUGUGGUUGAGAACGGCUCCUCCAGGGGAGGGUUGGGUACUCAGGCGGCACAGGGCUUAGUCCAAACAGGACGGGGAUCUGCAGAGGCUGGCUUCCAGUUCAGGAGUGCAGGUGUGCAGGAGAAGGCUUUUUCGACAGGAUCACGUGGCUCAGCGGGGUCAAACGAGGAUUUCACCCUGACGGCCAUGCCCAAGGCGCAAGGCAGGCAGAGGGUUGUUACUCAGCACAAAAAGAUCUCAGUAACGGAGAGAAACAUCGAUUAGAACGGUUUAGCCGGUCCGCAGAUGGAAAGGCGUGUUUUUGUACAGUGACGGUUUUUUACAGCACACUUAUUGUUUUUGGUUAUUUCAUUUGGGGAGACGACUUUGCUUUCUGGAUUGAGUUUUCAUCUGUUUCAGCUCAUACAGUAUUAGUGUUAAUACAUCUGAAGAAUUCUGGUAAAUAAAAACUAUUUCGCCUUCA